UAGCUUUAGUUAACAUGGUUGCGGCAAAUACAUUCUUUUAGUUGAUGAAAUUCACUAGUAGAAUAGGCGCGCUCCUUGAACUCUUCACGUUUUGAAAGGCAAUGGCAACAAUGAGUGCUGCAAACCAGCCCAAGGAAAAACCAAAAGCUGUGCAGGUAUUUGGAAGAAAGAAAACUGCAACUGCGGUAGCACAUUGUAAACUUGGGUCAGGAAGCAUAAGAGUCAAUGGUAGGCCUCUGGAGGUGCUCGAACCCCGUCCUUUGUUACCCAAAUUGAUGGAACCUAUUCUUCUUCUUGGCAAACAUGGUUUAGCCAACUUGGAUAUCAGAGUUCGAGUUAGUGGUGGUGGCCGAGUAGCUCAAAUUUAUGCAAUUCGACAAGCUAUUGCCAAGUCCGUUGUCGCAUUUCACCAGAAAUAUGUCGAUGAGAGUUCUAAGAACAGCAUAAAAGAAAAGUUCGUCCACUAUGACAGAAGCCUUUUAGUUGCUGAUCCCAGAAGGUGUGAGCCGAAGAAGUUUGGUGGCCCUGGAGCCCGUGCUAGAUACCAGAAAUCCUACCGUUAAGUUUCUUUUAAAUAUAUUUGGAUAACUGAAUUA
Molecule: messenger RNA, 596 nt
Organism: Trichobilharzia szidati
Lineage: Eukaryota; Metazoa; Platyhelminthes; Trematoda; Strigeidida; Schistosomatidae
Source: the annotation of a GenBank genome assembly